AUGUCUGAUAAAUUAAUUUGGGUUGAUUUGGAAAUGACUGGUUUGGAUGUUAAUAAAUGCACUAUAUUAGAAAUGGCUUGCAUUAUUACUGAUGGUCAACUCAAUAUUGUUGCAGAGGUUAGCAAAUGUCCACUGGCUGGCAACUCUGUUCAAUUUGAUAAGAUGUUCUACAAAUAUAUGCCAAAAUUAUUGGACUUGCACUAUCGUGUUGUUGAUGUCAGUACAGUUAAAGAAUUAUGCAGGAGGUGGUACCCUAACACAAUUUCAUUUGCACCUAAGAAAAGUCAGAAACAUAGAGCACUAGAAGAUAUAAAAGAGAGUAUUGAAGAAUUAAAAUACUAUCGAUCAUCAAUAUUCAAAAUAAUUUACUUUGAAGGAAAUGUAAAUAUGUAA
Molecule: messenger RNA, 393 nt
Organism: Gigantopelta aegis
Lineage: Eukaryota; Metazoa; Mollusca; Gastropoda; Neomphalida; Peltospiridae
Product: oligoribonuclease, mitochondrial-like
Cellular component (GO): mitochondrion
Molecular function (GO): nucleic acid binding; 3'-5'-RNA exonuclease activity
Source: RefSeq, a predicted model, not a curated record